This is a messenger RNA of Drosophila miranda, 4530 nucleotides long. It is a transcript of the gene S, whose product is annotated as protein Star. The record is from RefSeq and is a predicted model, not a curated record. Bases 1126 to 3078 code for a protein of 650 amino acids. NCBI's taxonomy places the organism in Eukaryota, Metazoa, Arthropoda, Insecta, Diptera, Drosophilidae. The transcript is spliced from 5 exons.
ACACUGCCGCAGCAAAUGUUCCGCAACGCGCAACAUAACGAAAAAAAUUUCAUCGAGACUGCGCUGCCGACGAGUAAAAAAUCAUCAGCAAUUUAAAAACCAAAUUAAAGAUUGUGCCCUGUUUGAGCUUACUACGAAAACACACACACGAAAAAUACCCGAAAAAUAUAUUCAAUGAAAGUGUGAUUUGGAAACGCCGUUUAAAAUUGUCGAGCGCGUGCAUAUAUACGGGUUCCGUUGGUUGGUUUUUUCUGCUGCCUGUGCUACCACUUUACCUUUACGUUUACCUUAACGCAGCAGCAGCAGCAAUACACUCAUUUUGUUCGUGUUAAUAACUUUUUGUGCGUCUUUGCUUUGUGGUCGCCAUUCAUUUCAUAUAGUAUUAUUUUUCUCUUGGAUUUUUCUUCUUUCGGCCGAAACAACUACAACAACAACAAAAGAAGCAGCAGCAGCAGCAGUAGCAGAGAAACAGCAACAAGCAGACAACAUGGAUGAAAGAGCGAGCGCGAAGAUCAUCAUAUACUUACCGUAAUCGUAUCGUGAAUGAAUAUCUUGUCUAUGUGUGAGAGGCGUGCUCUACGUGUGCGUAUGCGUAUACGUGUGUGUUCGUGUGUGUGUGGGAAACCGACCCCCCAAAGCAUUAAAUAAAUAAUCGUGUGUGCAAAUAAAUGUUCCAAAAAAUAAAAGAAAUUGGCGAAAACGUAGCAAAGAAAAGUGUGAAAAUUUAUACCCGACUUGGAUCAAUCGACAAUCGCCAUUAAGUGCACAAUCGUAUGGAAAAGCUCUCUCACUGUAGGUCCGGUCCCUCUCUCUCAGUCACUCGGGAGUGUGUUCGUUCUAAGCGAUCCGUUUACUGUUUCCCGUGAGUGCGCCAGUGUUCGUGUGCGUGUCUGUCCCGAAAUUUAGACAGAGUGUUCCCUGUAAGCUCUCAGUAGAGUUUGGAGCUGCCUCAACCUCGUCAUUUGUUGGAUACGGAUAAGACUUACAGUUUCCAUCAGGAUCAGCAUCAGCAUCAGGAUCAGGAUCUUUUGCAAAAGUUGAAACCCUGGCCAGGAUGCGGCUCUAAGCGAGAAGGAGACAAUUCCCCCCGUCCCCCCCCCCCCCGGAGAGUAGAAACCAAAAGCGAUGUCCAAGCAAGUGUUCUCGGCGCAUCCAGCGCUGGCCGUGGAGCAGCUGCAGCAGGCAGAGCAGGAGGAGAUCAGCAGCUGUAAUCCUCACCAGCAGCAGCAGCACCAGCAGCGAUCAUCCACGGCGCCGCAGAGCAGGCGGCAUGGCAAGGCCACGCCCAAAAAGUACACCAUGAGCAGAAGCUGUGCAGGCGGAGGCGCCACUAGCGCCCCUAGCACCACUGUCCAUCAGCCCACAAUAGCAACAACAACAACAACAACAACGAUACCCGCCAUCAGUAGUCCCCCGGAAGCGAUCAGCAGAAAGACGCUGCCGGUUCGAACGAAUUACGCGGCCGUCGAUGACGACGACGACAUCGAGUGCGAGGACGUGGACGAAGUGAACUUUGGGCAGCCCCGCGAUCAGACGGAGACGGAGACUAGACAACAAAACACCAAAGACUGCGGCACGGAUGAGACGGAUCACGUCCAGCAGCGGCACAAGCGGCAUCCACACAGCAGCAGCAGCAACAGCAACAGUCGGCACCAUCCGCAGCUGAAAGACGUUGGACGCGGAGCAGCAGCACCAGAUGAGAGCGAUCUGAGUAGCGUGGUUAGCUCCCCGUCGGUCAGUACCGUGUCCUCGCCCCUGUCGACGCCCACGCGGCUGCCACAGGCACUGCAGCAGCAGCUCCAUUGCUGCCAAAAGGUGUCCGGAUCGGGGGCAUGCAUAGCCGGAGGAGCCACGCCAGCGGCAGCAGCUGGUGGCGAGUCCCGAGCGCGGACGCAACAGCAGGGCCAGCACUCACACCGUCACCAUCACAGUCAGCAGCACCACCAUCACCACCACCAUCAUCAUGCCAACGCCGCAGCGGGUUGUGCGGGCGGAGGAGGAGGUGGAGGAGGAGCUGCAGCAGCCAGUGGAGGAGCCAGUGGAUCCUGCAACAAGAACAAGAAGCUCGAUCCCCGGCUGAGUCCGUCGCCCUAUCGCCAGCUAUUGCCCAUUGCACUGUGCCUGCUCUCGUUUGCGACAGUCUUUGCCACAUUGAUUGUCUACAUGGACACGACAGAGAUCCGCCAUCAGCAGUUCCGCCUGAGCAUGUCGCGCGACUACGAGCUGAAUGGCGUUGCGCAAGACGAUCCCAAACUCAUUGCAUUCCUGCGCCAUUUCGAAAUGGGCAAAUAUAUGGGCAAGCCAUCGGUCAAGGCAGCUGCGGCGGCGGCACAGCCCAACACGGGACUGGGCGUUGGAGUACCACCAGCAGCAGCAGCAGCAGCAGCAGCAGCUGGAGGAUCCCUCAGUUCCUAUGGCAACAGCAGCGGCAGCACAGCCGAUCAGUUGGCCCACUAUGUGGCCGAUCUGUUGGGCGGAAAGAUGGACGGAGCGGUGAUUCAGUCGCUGAGCGGUCCGCUGGCCCAUCUGAUCACAGCGCCCUGGCUGAGCGAGCAUCUCAAUUGGAUGGGAGUGCUGGUGGAGCCGGAGCCUCGCUGGUACUUCACGUUGCGCAAGCAGAAUGCGCAACGGGCGCGCAUGCAGGUGGUGCAGGCCUGUGUCUCUCCCAACACCUAUCCCAAAGAGAUUACCAUACACAACGAGGAUGUGCGCAUCAACAGUCUGCACGACGAGGAGACCUCGUGGUUCAAUUCGCGUGUCAAAUGCUUUCCGCUCUACACAAUCAUGCUGGCAUGUGAGCGCACCGAAUACGAUUUGCUCAGUCUGGGCGUGCAGGGGCAUGAGCUGGAGAUCUUGCAGACGCUGCCCUUUGACAAGGUGAAAAUCCAAGUGAUAUCGAUCCAUCUGCUGGAAGAUCACGAGGAUGUGCACGACUAUGUGCUGGACAUAACCAGGUUCCUGGCGAGCAAAUCCUACAAGCUGCAGCGUCGAAUGGGACGCAACUACUUCUAUCAGCGUCUGAAUGUCGGUGCCACGCGUACGCGCAAGAAAGACAUCCUCCUGCUUAAGACGCCCUAGACGCUCCUCAAGAAACGAUCAUCGACAUCGAUCCAUCAACCCACGAACAACGACUUAGGGCCCGAAUUGUUAGAGAAAUCCGUGUAGAAGAGAAGUCCCGGCUAAACUUUAUUUUCUAAUGAUAAUUAUUACAAUACCUUACGCUACACUAUAUAUACUAUAUACUAUAUAUAUAUAUAUACAGAUAUAUGUUGAAUAUGAUUAUGUACACGCUAAAAAACAUACAUAUAUAUACUGUAUACCGAUUAUGACAUGUAGGAUUCUUAGUUUUUGUAAAACUCAAAUCUCUCUUUAUUCUUUCCGAUUUCUUGAUGUUAUUAUUUCAUUUAUUAUUUUGUCGAAAUUUGUUUACUACUAUAAAUAAAUAUAUACUAUAUUCUAUAUAUAUAUAUAUAUAUAUGCAUAUAUAACGUAUUAUGAUUUGCUAUAAGCUAUGCUAAAUGAAUGUUAAGCCUAAGCCGUCGUGUGUGGCAGCCAGCAGCAUGCCCAGCCCCAGCCCCAGACCACUUUCGAUGUAUAAAUUAUAAAUUGCAAGGGGCCCUGGCUCUGCUAUUAGUCGUAGUCCUCCCUAUAACACUAUCCAUCUAUCUAUACCCUUACCUAUACCUAUAUGCAAGUCUAUAUGUUAUAUCGAAUGCUUUAUCUAGUAAUCCCUAAGUGAACUACUACUAAGCGCCCGAAACGACGACGAUCGAUGAAUGAUGAAUGAGAAAAGCGCAGACUACACAACACAACAUUUAAAUUAUAUUAAAUUAUUGAACCAAAACGAAGCACAUCCAUAUACACACACACAGACACCAACACAACCAUUGUACACACCAACAAACACACACACCACACACCACACAAACAUAAGCGCAAGCGAAUAAAUAUAUAGAAAAAACUCAUUUGCAAAAAUCUGCUUUCAAACUCAUCUCAUACGCAUAGUUAAAACAUAAGAGAACCCACAAACACAUACAAAUAUUAAAUUAAAGAGAAUCGAAACUAUAGGCAGCAUUCACACACACACACACAUACACUCAUGCACAUUUUAUAUGUACUAGAAAAUAAAUCAAUAACUAAAUAAAUAAAUGUAAAUGUAGCAACGAUGCAACGAUGAUUAAAUGUAAAAACCAAUUCGUAUUUCAAUUACAUUUUAGUAAUUAUGAUGUAUUAUUAUUUUUUAUAUAUGAAUGCACACUGAAAUAUAUACAGAGAGAGAGUCAAAUACAUAUGCUACGGUGUGAACUCGUUACACCUCGCCUUAAACCCCACACAAACACACACCUCCAAGAAAGAAAGAGAAACUCCCAUAAACAGAGACACAGACACGCACCACACACAGAAAGAUUGACGUAGAGAAUCAGUGCCUUCGACUUAGACUUGAAUAAAAGAAACCAAAAUCUAAGCAUACUCAUAGAAACUCAAUUGAAAUUGUUGUACAUAUAGGAGAGCACCACAUAAAUACAUAAA